Pygocentrus nattereri (red-bellied piranha) is the source of this 2613-nucleotide messenger RNA. RefSeq names its product G protein-coupled receptor 39 (gene gpr39). The record is from RefSeq and is a predicted model, not a curated record. Gene Ontology annotation, cellular component: membrane. The transcript is spliced from 2 exons. NCBI's taxonomy places the organism in Eukaryota, Metazoa, Chordata, Actinopteri, Characiformes, Serrasalmidae. Gene Ontology annotation, molecular function: G protein-coupled receptor activity. The coding region runs from base 437 to 1651 and encodes 404 amino acids. Gene Ontology annotation, biological process: G protein-coupled receptor signaling pathway.
CACACAAGUACAUCUGCACACGCACAACCUCACCCUCCGAGACCAGCUGUAAUCAUUAACUUGGACGCUUUUGGAGGGAGAAAGGGCGGCACUGGUGAGUUUGAUUAAACCAAAUCUACAACGAAACUGUAGACAGACGACCACACAGAAGAUCCAGUAGCUUGGUGCUUAUGGAGGCAUUGUGAGCUGGAGUAGCUGAGUGGGAAGUGUUGGACUGGACAGGUAGGGGAAGGCCAUUGUGGAUUUAACAAGGGAGAAAUUCACAUAAAAACAUGGCUUAGCUUAAAAGUCUGAGCUUUUUAUUCUUGUAAAUAAUCGUAUAUGGGUUUCAUGAUUCAUGGUACCGAUAUCGUAGAGUUCCUGGAAAGAUAAGGCUAGCUAUCUCAACUAAAGUCAACAGGGUGGAUUGGAGCAGAAAGGCCAAGAGCAAGGAGGCAUGGGCGAUCAGGAGGGACAGAGAGACUGGCGGAAGCUGGAGUCACACUUUGAGGUCAAGGUUAUCCUCACAGUGCUCUACAGCCUCAUCCUGAUCCUGGGCAUCGUGGGAAACAGCAUCACCAUCCAUGUGACACAGGUGCUGCAGAGAAAUGGAUACUUGCAAAAGAACGUAACAGAUCACAUGGUGAGUCUGGCCUGCUCCGACCUGUUGGUGCUGUUGAUUGGCAUGCCUGUGGAGCUCUAUAGUGCAAUCUGGUUCCCCUUCAGUUCUGCUUCAGGGAAUAUUUCCUGCAAGGUCUAUAACUUCCUAUUUGAGGCAUGCAGCUAUGCUACCAUCCUGAAUGUGGUCACGCUGAGCUUUGAGCGCUACAUGGCCAUCUGCCACCCAUUUCGUUACAAAUCUCUGGCACGGGCCAGGACUGCACACCUAAUUAUCGCUGCAUGGCUCACUUCUGUCCUCGUGGCUGUGCCCCUGCUGGUUGCUACGGGAACAGAGGGUCACGUGCUGGAGGCUGGAGGAGCCCCAGCUCAGAACCUGACCUUCUGCACCAGCCUGAGGCAGCACUGGGGUAUGUACCGUGCCAGCAUCUUCACCGCCUUUAUACUUUACCUGUUGGUGCUGGGCGCCGUGGCCUUCAUGUGCAAGAGCAUGAUCGUCGUACUCAAGGCCCCCAUGGCCACCAUGGGUACUUCAGGCCCAAGAGCUGAACUCAGAGUGCCCAAACACGAGAGUGCCAGGCUCAAAACAUCCCGCAAGCAGACCAUCGUAUUCCUAGUGCUGAUUGUGUGCGCACUCUUGGUGUGUUGGAUGCCAAACCAGGCCCGGCGUCUAAUGACCGCGGCGCUGCCCAAGUCAGCAUGGACUAAGAGUUAUUUGGAGGUCUAUGCAGUGCUGCAGCUAGUGGCAGACAUCUUCUUCUACCUGAGCUCUGUGCUGAACCCGCUGCUGUACAACCUAUCCUCACACCAAUUCCGCACGGCCUUCCUGCAGACGCUGCGCUGCCGCCUGUCCAUUCAGCAUGUCAACAAGAGGACACUGGAAAGCAGUAAAGUCUCACGCGUAUCCACUCACUUACUGCGACCCCUGCUGCACAAAUCCCUGCGCCGUAACACACCGGACAGCAGCAGGGACACUGACUCCCCAAUACCAAGCGGGCAGAGCAGUCCUGCAGUCCAAAGCCUAACCAUAACUACAUCAGAAACAGAAACGUGAAGGACAUGGUCAGCGGUCAUAGCUCCAACACAAACACAACAAAAAAACCUAUCAUAUGAGCUUUAUUGAAUUGUGGCAUCCAUUUCCUUUUCAGUCAAAUAGAGCAGAGUCAGCCCAUUAGCCUUUUGUUUCCUCUAAAAAAUACAGUUAAAUACCGUUAGAUUUUCAGUCAAACAACAUUUUGGAGGGUUAAUCCCUUUCCUGACUUGUCCCAGUUAUGCAGUACCAUUAAACAUGCAUGCUUUCCCCUUCCACACCGAAGAUUCUAACUAACCAUCAUGCAUUACUGAGCCCAACCCCUUCAGCUACUGAGGAAGAAGUACCUUCAGGGCAUUCCUAUAAAUGAUAAAUAGCCACUUCUAAAACACACAAUACUAAAUAUAUUCCAGUUAAUUGGUGUUUAUAUGCACUGGUUAUUUUAUCAGAAACACAUACCGUAGAGAUGCGCAUAGAUUUAUUCACCUUUAUACCAAUGUCCACUACCCUGUCAGUAUCAGAAUGGUCCACUAUAUCUGGUUAGCAGUGAUCCUAUGGUGGCCCUCUUGCGCUGACAGAUGGGUAGUGGACAUUUCUUCCUAGCAUCAUGUUUGAACCUUUUCAUGUUUUUGUUUUUUUAUAUUUUUUUCACCGUUUAACUCUUUGUUUCCUCUCCCAAUUAAAGUAUUAGUAAACCACAGCUGUCUCAUUACUUGCCUGAAUAAUGAAGGGCACUGUAGUGACAUCUAUUCCAUGUUUCAGUAAAGGUACUAUUCAAGUAUUUUCAAAGUCUGGAAUCUGGACUUGCCUCUUUGCCUACAUACUGGUUUACCAGACCAUUACAGAGGUUUUUUUUUAAACACACGGUAAUCAAUGGAUAACAGUGUCAUUCAUGAUAUUGAGGCUUUAAUUGUUAUUAUUUAAUAAGAAAAUAUUUUUGCAGUUUUGGGGAUUCUGCAACUGAUCACAGAUUGUCUUCAUGUAAA